This is a messenger RNA of Mycena citricolor, 1750 nucleotides long. The record is from the annotation of a GenBank genome assembly. NCBI's taxonomy places the organism in Eukaryota, Fungi, Basidiomycota, Agaricomycetes, Agaricales, Mycenaceae.
CUUUAUUAUAUUUAACCUGCUUUAUGCUCGUCCCCGAUGAGCGGAUGAGGGAGGCGAUUUCGGCUCUCCAGGAAACAACGGUAUUGAUUUCCGCGCGCACCCAGUCCCUCCAUCUCGACCUCGCGCGCAGCAAGCGCGCAUUGAAAGAGAAGCAGCGGCUAAUAUGCGAACUGCAAGAGAAGCUCCGCCUCACACACGUUCUCCUACAACUGUUGGCGCGUCGGAAGGCCGUGGAGGUCGAGUUGGACGUGCUGGAGAAACGGGUGUCCGCUACAGCGCAUCACAUUGAUACCUGGCAUCAGCGCGUCGUGUUUGCUGAGGAGGACUGCGCGCAGUGGGAAUCUUUGUGCGAAGACGCGCAUCGUCACCACGAGGAGCUGAAAAGGGAUAUGCUGUGCUUGAGGGAGAUGUAUUAGGCGGCGCGCGAGACGCGGCGACGUGGAGCAGGGAACUAUCUAUUUGUUGUGAGGGUCAUAUUGUUAUCCCCUUUGCUUUCCAAACCUUGCUGUCUGUACAAAUUGGUUUCACAAAGAGUUCGUUGACUACUUUCACGAUACAGAUGGCAGGAGCUAUUGAUACAGCACAAGAGGCGGGCCGUUCAUACCGGACUGAGGGAUGGCUGCCUUGAAACGAGAGUUGAGGCUUGUGUCGAGGCCAAGCUCUGCAUCUCCUUUUCUCGCGACCGGCGCUUUGCCGCCCGAGGGUUCAAUAUCAGCGCUGCGACGAUGACCAGUCCGUCCAUCACCUAGCAGGUAUCAAGACCACAUCUAUGUACUGACGCUUUCGGACACUCACCACGACAACCGAAUACGUGAUCCCAGCAACGACAUCGAAUCCGCCCUUGAAGACAAGCGAAAGGUCGGAGAAGAUGCCUGCCAGCAAUUCGUCAGUCGCCAGUGAACCCAUUUACGCUGCGCACCUCCAAGCAUAUCCACCGCCAUGAACACCAACGAGAUCCCGACGACCUCCUGCAUCCGAUAGAUCACCACAUAUUGUGGUAUCAACGCUCCGGCAAUGAUCACAGAACUGCAGAUGCCCAAGAAUCGGACCCCCGCUUCCACCCCCGGGUGAGCACCGGUUCGCAGGUGCUCUUGGUAUAUCGGCCGGACUGUGCAGACGACAGCAGCUUCGAAUCCUCCGCACAAGAGCAUGGCUAGCAGAGCCAAUGCACAGGAUGUCCUGACGGACUUUUUCGCGCCAUAGUAAAGGCACUGCACGCGGAUUGAGUUCGUGAGGCAAGAAGAUCGAAGCGACCACGCACCUGUCCCCACGAGACGAAAGAAAGGAAUCCAAAGAGUUGCGGCUGCAGAAUGAGUGGGAUGUUGAGGUUUUGUAUGAGACCGUAUGCGCCGAGAAAUGGAGAAGCAGUGCCCCAGAGUACCCAUCCGUCGACUUUUCUCGCCAGCUCUUCCACACCUGGGGUAGGAUCUGCGCGGUCCAGCACACCGUGCCUACGAUCAUCUUGAACUCCCGCCGUCCAUCCAAUCAUCCGACAGCCCAUACCUAUUGUACCGAGUGCAUUUUCAGCUGCCGCGUUCACUGGCAUUGGGAAGGAUGAAAAACGCAAGUGGUGCGAUCAUCGUAAGUACGCCGUGCGGAAGUUCCUUCAUGCGGAUUACAUCGCAUCUGUGUCGCGAAAUUGGUCAUAGGGAAUGAGCCCGGUGUUCAUCGGCCGACGGCCGAGGGCGGUCCGCUCCGGGACGGUUACGGGGUAGCUGGGCAUGUACAUGACUGGGUACAAAUCAAAGUG